CAGGUAAAGAUCAAUCAAUAAAAGAACUACGACCUAAUCAAAAACCAAGCAAAAAAUAUGACUGUAAAUCACACAUCAUUGUUGCUAAUACAAACACAUCUAAUGAAAAACAAAUGAUUAUUAAAUAUACUCCCCAUACUAAUCACAUUCCUGGCUCUGAUAAUGAUAUUGGCACAUUAAAACUUUCUAAGGAGAUUCGUAAUUGGAUUACUGAACAUAUUCGAGAUGAUAAUCUUGUAACCCGCAAUGAUAUUUACAACAUCUGGAAAGAAGCUAUUGUUGAUAAUCAGAUGAAACAUAAAUCUGAAGCACAAAGUAUAAAAUUGUGGAGAAUUGAGCUCAAUCAAAAAAAUGACCUUACCUGCGCAAUUUCAAAGGCAGAAG
Messenger RNA from Racocetra persica, 384 nucleotides. The record is from the annotation of a GenBank genome assembly. NCBI's taxonomy places the organism in Eukaryota, Fungi, Glomeromycota, Glomeromycetes, Diversisporales, Gigasporaceae.